CGACACCGUGCACGGAUACUGAUUUUAUUUCAUUUGUUUUCUAUGCGCGCAUUCACACCUAUCCGGCACCGUGCCGUUUUAGUGCAGCUCGCCGUCAGUGUAGCGUCCGUCCGGCAAACUCAAAUUCGUCGUCACCGAUAUUUUUUAUUUUCACUGAAGUAGGUAUGUUAUUGCAUUGGCUGUGCCGGAGCGGAAACAGCACGGAAACGGAACGGAAGGGUUCCGAUAAAAAAACACUGACGGCGCACUGAAGGCACUUUCACUGAACCGUCACGGAACUGAAAUGUGUGAAUAGUCCUUUACAAAUACUCGAUUACCUCAGUCUUUUAAUCGAUUAUUUUGAUUAAUCGAGUAAAAAAUACAUCACUAAAUUCUCUUCUGCAGUAUUUUACGUUUCAUUGAAUUUAUUCUGCGCAAAUCUAAACAAAUGAGUGUAAAAACAGGUGCGAAUGUAUGCCCUACAACGGAAGAACGUUCGGGUAAUGUUCGCGAGGUUGGCUCGCAGGCGGUUUGGAGUCUUUCCUCAUGCAAACCUGGUUUUGGUGUUGAGCAACUACGUGAUAACUCGAUGGAAACAUACUGGCAAUCUGACGGACAAUUGCCUCAUCUCGUGAAUAUUCAAUUUCCUAGGAAAACUACAGUAAGCCAGAUUUACAUCUAUUCCGAUUACAAACUUGAUGAGAGCUAUACACCGAGUCGGAUCUCUAUUCGCUGUGGAACGCAUUUUAACGACUUGCAGGAAGUUGAAGUUGUAGAUCUAUGUGAGCCGUCCGGUUGGGUUUGUAUAGCAAUUAAAGAAGUGCGGGAUAUUCCUAUGCGUACUUUUAUGAUACAAAUAGCAGUUAUUAGCAAUCACCAAAAUGGAAGAGAUACACACAUGCGACAAAUUCGGGUACAUUCACCUACGGAAGGAGCGACAUAUCCAUUAGAACAACAUGGACCUUUCAGCACAAUAGAGUUUCAACAAUUUAGAACCAUAAGAUAAUUAUAAAUUUGCUAAUGU
Messenger RNA from Malaya genurostris, 1003 nucleotides. It is a transcript of the gene APC10, whose product is annotated as anaphase-promoting complex subunit 10. The transcript has 2 exons. Gene Ontology annotation, cellular component: anaphase-promoting complex. The coding region runs from base 428 to 985 and encodes 185 amino acids. The record is from RefSeq and is a predicted model, not a curated record. Gene Ontology annotation, biological process: anaphase-promoting complex-dependent catabolic process; protein K11-linked ubiquitination. NCBI's taxonomy places the organism in Eukaryota, Metazoa, Arthropoda, Insecta, Diptera, Culicidae.